UUCAAAACAAACAAAAUGGCGGCGCGCUUGAGAUGGGGUCUUCACCAGUUGUUGCGAGCAAGAAAUACGGCUCAGUUUCGGUUUGAACUUCUAUAUCUGCAACUUAUUACCAGAUCCAGGACCUCAUACCACUCUCAGUGCACGACCCAGAGCUCCAGAAAAGUUCAGCUUCAGCCCGGGACAGGAACCACGCACGUAUCAAUAAGACACCUGUCCAUCCAGACUCAAGACACGCCAAACCCCAGAAGCUUGAAGUUUCUCCCUGGUAAACCUGUCCUAGGAAGUGGGACACUUGACUUUCCCUCGCCAAGCUCAGCUGAAUGUUCAUCUUUAGCCAGGGUCCUGUUUGAAAUCGAAGGAGUAAAAAGUGUGUUCUUUGGCCCUGACUUCAUCACAGUCACCAAAACAGAUGAAGAUGUAGAGUGGACAGAUAUCAAGCGCCAUGCCCUAGAGGCAAUUGCCAAGUUCUUUGAAAGUGGUGACCCGAUAACAACAGGGACAGUUCACCAUGAAAGCAGUCUCUCUGAAGAUGAUGAUGAAAUUGUAUCUGUGAUAAAGGAGCUUCUGGACACCAGGAUCAGGCCUACAGUGCAGGAGGAUGGAGGUGAUGUCAUCUUCAAGGGUUUUGAUGAUGGCACAGUCAAGCUGAAACUGGUUGGUUCCUGCACAGGGUGUCCCAGCUCCACAGUCACCCUGAGGAACGGGAUUCAGAACAUGCUGCAGUUUUAUAUCCCAGAGGUAGACAAGGUGGAACAGGUGGAAGAUGAAGUGGAUGAAAUUAAUGCAAAGGUUUUCUCAGACCUGGAACGCAAAUUACAAGAAUAAAAACUUGUUCGACACCCAUGGACUUUGUUAGAAUAAGAAAAAAAAAAACACAGCCAUGCAUUAUUUCCAUUACUAUUACACAACAUGAGAAUGAAGACAAAAAAAUAUUUCCUGCUAUUUUGUGUGCAUAUACUGUUAAGCAUUCAAGCUGUAAUUUGUGUGUACAUACUGUUAGCCCCAUACUGUUAGGAAAGAAGAAAUACUGUAUACCUGUAUGCAGGAGAUGCAGUCAUUUUUCUAUUUAAGAAAAAUGUUCUGCUGUGAUGGCUGUAAAUCUUGAGUUGUAUUUAUUUCUUAUAAAUAUUGUAUAUUUUGAAAUAAUAUUUUCAUAGGAUGGAAAGCUUUUGACAACUGGUUAUAGUCAGACAGAAUGAAUGAAUGAAAUUAAUGAUUUGAUAAGAUUUUACUGUUGUUGUCAAAUGAAACGGCUGUUUUUUUUCCCGUCAGUGUAUCUGUUAAUUAAAUAAAAUGUUAGCAAGGCUACAGGUUUGCACCCUAAACAUUCUGUAUGCUGUUUGUGAGCUUUGUGCUCCACUCACACUCACUCAUCAAUAGCUACAGAUUUACUGUAUCACAUUAAAUAAAGUUCACAGUUUGAAAGCAAA
Molecule: messenger RNA, 1430 nt
Organism: Lates calcarifer (barramundi perch)
Lineage: Eukaryota; Metazoa; Chordata; Actinopteri; Centropomidae
Exons: 8
Coding region: 16-825 (269 amino acids)
Biological process (GO): iron-sulfur cluster assembly
Cellular component (GO): mitochondrion
Molecular function (GO): iron-sulfur cluster binding; iron ion binding
Source: RefSeq, a predicted model, not a curated record